This is a messenger RNA of Racocetra persica, 1067 nucleotides long. NCBI's taxonomy places the organism in Eukaryota, Fungi, Glomeromycota, Glomeromycetes, Diversisporales, Gigasporaceae. The record is from the annotation of a GenBank genome assembly.
AUUGUAUCACACCAUAUUCAGUUCUUAAUGAAGUAAUGGAAGAUGAGCCAUUGAUUCAACGAGAGCAUUUGAGAAAGCUCCAGAAAAUUCAAACACAGUUCGACGAUGCCUUCGAAGGUAUUCGUAGUGUUUAUAAAAUAAGAAUAGAAAGAACUUCUCUUACUGACCGAGAAAUCAGUCGUAAUAUAGCUGAUUUAAAAAAACAACUUGGGGCAUGUUCUUCUCCAUUUGCUGAAGAAUUACAAAUAGAGCUAAACAACUUGGGAGAAUCCACUAGCUACUGGGGACCCAAACAGUCUUUUAUGAAACUCAAACAGCGAAUGCAAGUUCAAACACCUUCCAACAUACAAAAUAUAUGUAAUAAUUUUGCUGAAAAUUUUCAUAAUGAUAACGUAGAAGCUUUACCACCGAAGUUUUCUCAUAAUAGUACAUGGAAGGAAAGAGAGGAGGUGUUAUCAGAUAUUACCGAAGAAAUUCUCUAUUCCUUAGGUGAUAUUUGGCGAAAUCCUGCCUUCGACGCAGAGUUUGCAGAAGGUCAAAGUGAAGGUACAUACAUAACAGAUGUAAUAAUGCCCCUUAUUCGAAGUGCAUUAAAAAAACUUCCGACCAAAAAACAUGCUUUUCUCAGCACGGCUGAAAGACAAAGCUUAGCCAGUGCUGAUAGAAGUGCAGUUGAUGGAAAACAGGGUAAACGUCCUGAUAUUAUGCUUAUAGAAAAGCAUCAUGAGAAGCUACAUGAACUUCUAUUCGCUGAAUGUUCUCGCCUGAUUUGUAAUGAUAAUAAGAAAAAAGAGGAUGAAGUAAAAUUAUGGCGAGAAAUGAACGACGGAAUGUAUUAUGUUCACAAAACCUAUAGAGAUGACAUCCAUCGACUUUAUCAUUUAUGUUCUGUUAAAAUUCCGGUAAGGCCAUGUAAUGGUAAUGAUGUAUUACGUUUUGUAGAAGCACUUUUACUUCUACGAAACAUCUUGAUUGUCAAUCUAUCUUUAUUACAUCAUUCAUUAAAAAUCAAGUCCUCAAGAAAUAAGCGAAAAAGUUCCAAUGUAACUAGUGAUGAUGAAAACUAA